AUGCCUUCCACCACUCAGCUCCUCUCCGCUCUCGCCGUUACGGCUGCCGCCGGCGUUCAAGCGGCCAUGGGCCCGGCCUUCAGCACCGGCCCCGUCGCCUCCGACUCCUUCAUCCGCGAGGCCACCUCGACCCUCGUCCUGCCCGCCGCCCCGGCCAACAACAAGGGCAGCGCCUCCCUCUGGGUAGGCAUGGGCACCUCCAACGGUGACCUGAUCCAGUCCAUCGCCGACAACUCCAACUACGACAACACCGGCACCGACAAGUGGUCCAUCUUCGCCUACACCCUUCUCAAGACCGGAGACAACUCCCAGAUGCCCGUCCAGACCGAUGGCACCGACGCCUCCGAAGGUGACAAGAUCACCAUGCAUUACAAGUUCGACGAUGCUUCUCAGAACUACACUCAGACCGUCUCCAUCAACGACAAGGUCGUUUCCACCCUGUCCACCAAGGACGGCGAGGCCCAGGGCUGGGGUAGCGCCGUCGAGUGCGCCGCCGAGGACUGCGGCACCGUUGGCGCUCACUCCUGGAUCAACACCAAGAUCAUUCUUGACAAGGAGGACCCCAACUACAUCCGCACUCUCGGCAAGGGCCAGGGCGUCACGGGCGACAUGUCCACCAGCGACGGCGGCAAGACCUGGACCGUUAGCACCAUCGAGAUCCCCGAAUACACCUUUGGCCAGUAA
This is a messenger RNA of Colletotrichum destructivum, 684 nucleotides long. RefSeq lists its product as uncharacterized. The transcript has 3 exons. The coding region runs from base 1 to 684 and encodes 227 amino acids. Lineage: Eukaryota; Fungi; Ascomycota; Sordariomycetes; Glomerellales; Glomerellaceae. The record is from RefSeq and is a predicted model, not a curated record.